GUGAUUUUGAAAUUGGCCUUAACAGACACGAAUCCUGAUUCCAUUUACAUUCCGCCUUCUUUCUCCUUCCGCUACCUCGAAUCUCGUGCACGUGCCGUUGCAGAUUGCAGAGUAUUUGGGUUGAGAGUUUUGUUUCGUCUUGGGCCAAGGCACAACCGCAUGAAAGCAAUAAAAUAUCAGGAAAAUAGAUCAGAUAGAAGCAAAAAAAAUGCCAGAAAUUCAGUUGGGUAUGCAUACUAUCAGAUCACAUGGAACUAGAGUGGCAAGGACACAUAUGCACGACUGGUUGAUUCUUUUGCUUCUUGUGAUCAUCGAUGCUGUCUUGAAUUUAAUACAGCCAUUUCACCGUUUUGUUGGAGAGGGGAUGAUGACAGACCUUAGAUACCCAUUGAAAGCUAAUACAAUUCCCUUUUGGGCUGUUCCGAUAAUAGCAAUAUUGUUACCACUGGCUGUUUUUCUCGUUUACUAUUUCAUUCGUAAGGAUGUCUAUGACCUCCACCAUGCUAUAAUGGGCCUUCUAUUUUCUGUACUCAUUACUGCGGUGAUGACUGAUGCUAUCAAGGAUGCUGUUGGACGGCCAAGGCCAGACUUCUUCUGGCGUUGUUUCCCUGAUGGAAAAGGGGUGUUUGAUCCAGUAACAAGUAAUGUUCUGUGUACUGGAGAUAAGGGUGUUAUUAAGGAAGGGCACAAAAGUUUCCCCAGUGGACAUACCUCUUGGUCCUUUGCUGGUCUUGUUUAUCUUGCUUGGUAUCUAUCUGGAAAACUUAGGGCAUUUGACCGCAGGGGGCAUGUUGCAAAGCUCUGUCUUGUUUUCUUACCAAUCCUCGUGGCAGCUAUGAUUGCUGUCUCUCGUGUUGAUGAUUACUGGCAUCAUUGGCAAGAUGUGUUUGCUGGAGCUCUUAUAGGGAUGAUAAUUGCUUCAUUUUGUUACUUACAAUUCUUUCCACCUCCAUAUGACGUAGAUGGUUGGGGACCUCAUGCAUAUUUCCAGAUGUUGGCUGAAUCUCGUAAUGGUGCUCAGCCCUCUACUGUCAAUAAUGAGAUUCAUCAUGUGCAAUCUGCUGAGCUUCAGGCUGUAUCUUUGUAUAUCCCACCUCAACAUGAUGCAGAUACACGAGGCAAUAGCUGGGAUUCAAGCCCCAUGUUAGGUGCAUCCCAAAAUGUAAGAACACACUGACGACAUAGGAAAGAUCACCAACAUGUCCAUAAUCUGUAAAAAUUAUAGGAGGGAUUCGUUGCAGAUGAACCACUUUAGCAUUGUUGGUGGUUUAAAAUGCGGAUAUCAAUCAAUUUCUUUGCUUGUUGGAUUGGAAAUUUGGGAUGCCAUGUUAGUUGUCUUUAAUUUUCCGGCCAGCUUAUAUUUGUUAGUUGUCAAAGCACUGUUUCUAUACAGAGAAUGAUUUAAUCGGCUCAACAGGAUUCAAGCAUACAAUAUUUUGCAACUCGAGGAAAAGGGGGGAAUAAAUGAAUUUCUUGAACUCCUA
Molecule: messenger RNA, 1484 nt
Organism: Glycine soja
Lineage: Eukaryota; Viridiplantae; Streptophyta; Magnoliopsida; Fabales; Fabaceae
Product: lipid phosphate phosphatase 2-like
Exons: 9
Coding region: 209-1177 (322 amino acids)
Biological process (GO): phospholipid metabolic process
Molecular function (GO): phosphatidate phosphatase activity
Source: RefSeq, a predicted model, not a curated record